This is a messenger RNA of Thelazia callipaeda (thelaziosis nematode), 1838 nucleotides long. The record is from the annotation of a GenBank genome assembly. NCBI's taxonomy places the organism in Eukaryota, Metazoa, Nematoda, Chromadorea, Rhabditida, Thelaziidae.
AUGCGAUGCAGCUGUAAGAAAUUAGUACUCUUUGUCUCUUUAGUUGCUUGGGUCAGUGUAUGGAAGUUUCAUCGGGGAGAACAGUACUAUGAGCUUGUAAAGUAUCAGGUCACUUCCGGGGAUGAUGAGAAGUGGGAGGGCAACAAAAACUGCACUACCGAUACAUGCCUUGAUUUGUUGCCAUGUUCACUUCAUAACGAUCAGCUUACUGUCUUCAUUGAACCACUGAUACAAGUCUUUGAUAAGGGUGGUAAGGAUAUCACGCCAUCACCAUCUCUGGAAUAUCUUGAAAUACGUUCUGUGAUUGAACACUCGAGAUAUAAAGUAGAUGUCAUCGAGGAUGCUUGCCUCGUAAUGCCUGGAUUUGAUACCCUUAAUAUAAAUCGUUUCACUAAUGGCAAAUCAUCGUUCCGAAAAGUUUUUAACGCGGGUGGUCGUCUAAGCAAGCAUAAUAUACUUUUGUUUGUAUUUGCUGGUGCUAGUAUUUUGGAUUUUAAAGCUAUUGUGGCUAGAACCGGCCUGCAUCUUGCAAAUUUUCGACGUGGAUUUGAUGUAUCAUUACCCCUGUGGAAUCCAUACAUCUUGACUUCAUCCUUAAUACCUACACAGCAGUUUGCCAACUUUAUGGUUGUACCUAUAAAAUCUGCUUCACACACUGUUAAAACACUGUUAAGAAAUUUUUUUGGUAAAGACUGUCUAGUUUUGGAUGAUUGCAAUGUAUUCAUGGCAAAUUUCUUAUGCGACAUUCAUGGAAUUAGCUAUAACGUGGAUGAAACUAUCAAAGUUUGCUUUUCAUGUGCUUGGUCAGUUAAAGAGAGUGAAUUUACUUUGAUUGAUGACCGAGUUGCGGGAUUUGAAGCAUUGUUAAUGUCAGCCUUGCGUUUUGGUUCGAUUCCUGUUAUCAUAUCAGAUUUCAUUGUUUUGCCAUUCAGUGAAGUGAUCAAUUGGGAUUUGCUAUCGCUUAUGUUUUCACGGAGUCGUUUAUCAUCAGUCCUCGCAAUUUUGCGAGUUUUAUCGUUCGAAAGAAAACAGCGCUUGAGAAAGCAAAUUACUUUCAUAUAUGAUCGUUACUUUUCUUCUCUUAAAAAAAUUGUUCUUACAACUCUAGGUAUUUUGGAAAGACGUAUUGUUAUUAAUUCAUUUACAACAUAUGAUGAUUGGAACAGUAAUUUAUCGAAGAAUCACCUUGUGUCACCGUUCUUCUUUCCAUUUCAUGCACCAUCUGAAGGUUUUACUGGUGUUAUUUUGGCAAAUGACAAAUCCGGAUCUUUGUUAACUGUUAUGCGACUGCUUGCAAAAGUCCCGAGCUUGAGAAUCAUUAUUGUUGUUUGGAAUCAUCACAGUGAUCCCCCUUCCAUUGACGAGUGGCCACAUGUGAAUAGGCCUAUUCGAGUAAUUCAUAUGGACCGUUAUCUUCUCUCUAAUCGAUUUAUAGCAUUUUCCGAAAUAACUACAGAAGCAGUAUUUUCACUUGAUCAAUAUGUAACUGAUCUCAGUGUAGAUGAAGUCGAAUUUGGCUAUCAGGCGUGGCGAGAAAAUCCUGAUCGUGUGGUAGGAUUUUUUUCACGAAUGGGUGUUUUCAAUGACUCUGCUAAAAUAUACAAGUACAAUGUGGAGUGGUUUGAUUUGGUUGAUGUAAUUUUGAUGAAAGCCUCAUUUUAUCACAAAUUUUAUGGCAUGCUAUAUCAUGAUUUAAUGCCAUCAGAAGUAAUUAGCUAUGUUGAAAGCAACAAGAUUUGUGAAGAUAUUGCGAUGAAUUUUUUGAUCAGCAUUAUGACAGGAAAGAGCCCUCUGAAAGUUUCAUCGCUAAAGGAUUUCAUUUGCCCAGGUAUGUGAAC